AUGAACACCGUCAAAUCCGUCUACUACGGCUGGGCGACCCUGAUCGCCGCCGGCGGCGGCGCAUACUACUUCGCGAAGAAAUCGAUCAACGCGGAGCGCGCAGCCAAGGCGGAGGCGGACCGCCAGAAGCGCGUGCGGCAGUACCAGCUCGAGGCGGCGCACGGAAUGCACGGCCAGUCCCCCUCGAAUGGCGCAUCCUCGAAUCCUACAGUAGGACCCAACGCAGUCGUCAGCGCCUCCACCUCCACCGCGCAGUACAAAGGCGACAAGCAGGGUGUUGCACAAAGCAUACGCAGCGAGGACGAGAGCGGCAGUGCGAGUGUGCAGGCGAGCCGGGAUCCGGCGGCGACGCGGCACGCGCCGGCGAGCGAGGGGGCGGAGAAGAGCAAGUACGAGGCGAGCGACGUGUAUCGGACGCGCAAGGGGGAUCGGUUUUCGUAG
Boeremia exigua is the source of this 441-nucleotide messenger RNA. RefSeq lists its product as uncharacterized. The record is from RefSeq and is a predicted model, not a curated record. Lineage: Eukaryota; Fungi; Ascomycota; Dothideomycetes; Pleosporales; Didymellaceae. The transcript is spliced from 3 exons. The coding region runs from base 1 to 441 and encodes 146 amino acids.